Molecule: messenger RNA, 1905 nt
Organism: Anopheles marshallii
Lineage: Eukaryota; Metazoa; Arthropoda; Insecta; Diptera; Culicidae
Gene: mav
Exons: 3
Coding region: 1-1905 (634 amino acids)
Biological process (GO): SMAD protein signal transduction; BMP signaling pathway
Cellular component (GO): extracellular region
Molecular function (GO): cytokine activity; growth factor activity
Source: RefSeq, a predicted model, not a curated record
AUGAUGCGUGUCAGUAGCAAUUCCAGGCUAACAGCCACCAGUCACCCCGAUCCCGGAUGCGGUAUGUGUCCGGGCGAUGAGCCACCGACCACCGAUGACGUACUGCUCGCCGUGGGCUUCAAACGGACACUACACACACCAGUGCCAGGCAAGCAGCACACCUACAGUUAUCCGCAUCAUCACCACUACUGCACGCGCGGUGGCCGGAAUAUUCGCCGGGGUGGGCUGCGCGUGCCCAAAUUCCUGUCGUUCCUGUUGUUCCUAGUUAUCUGUGAUAGUCAGACAGUAUCCCGUGCCGCAUUUCGGACGUCCGCCGCCACCAUCGGGCACUUGCCGGGUGCGGAUGUCGCCACCGACAGUAUUAUUAGCGGCGGUGACGGUGGUGCCGGCGACGGAGGGUCCACUUCCGGCGCAGCCAUCAACCAUACCAAGCUGCAGGAGAUCGUGCUGGAAGGACUCGGUCUCAGUGCGCUGCCCGACGUUCGCAUGAUGAACAUCAGCCCGCAGGAGUACGAAGCCAAGUAUGCCGAAUAUUUGGACCGUGUCAAUCGUCGCCGUUCCCUGACCAGAAACACGGAGGAUUGGCCCGAGGAGCGCCAUCUCUUCAGCUUUCCAGGCACGGAUCAUGCGCUAAACCAUCGUAAACUGCGCCGCAAGCGAUCACUGAACAACGACUUCGAUCUCGUCUACAUCCGGUUCGAUAUACCGACGAGAAACGCUAGCACGGGUGAGAUGACGGGCUUCCAGUCGCCCUCACUCUACCACGAUCCGUCCUCCCCGGGGACGGACGGUGAGGAUGAGGGCGGUGACUCUACCGUCGUCGAUAACCCAACCAACGCGCUCGAACAGUCGCUGCAUCAUGCGGGACGGGGGCAUCGGCAGUCCCUAUCCGAGCUGCCGCCCAUCUCGCCCGAGAACAUCGAAGAGUCGUCGUUGAACAUCAUGCUAACCAGAAGACAAAACAGCGCACGCAGCACAAACGCGCACAGUAAACAACAACAUCACACUCAGCAGCAACAGCAGCAGCACCAGCCGCCACCGCAGCCGGAGGCGCAUCAGGUUCAACAGCCGGCACAACAGUCUCCCGCACAGCUCCACCAACAUCAGCUGCAGGCUCAUGGCCAUCGGCGAAAGGGACGGGUACGGUUCAAGCAGCAUCAGCAGCACCACCACCAACAGCAGCAGCAGCAUCCUCAACCACUGCAGUCCGGUCGCACGGUGACGAUACACGUGUACCAGCUGGUGGAGCCGUACGAGCGCCACUUCCUGGCCUCCAAGACGGUAGCCGUGCAGGAAAUUCCCCCGAACGGGAGCCGCUGGUAUCAACUGCCGCUGGAGGAAGCCGUCCGCACCUGGCUGGAUGGAUCGCGCAAGAACCUCGGGCUGGAGCUGUACUGCGAGGGUUGCCACGCACACGGCGUCCACAUCGUCCACGACUCGUCGCCCUACUUUCGCACCUACGACGAAACGCCCGUCCUGAACGUGGUCGGCCGGUUGGUGCAGCGGGAGAAGCGCUCCAAGCUGCAGCGCUACCGGCCCCAGAUGCGGGACUACCUAUCGCCACCGAAAACGACCGCCUGCACGGCGGGUAACAAGCGUUGCUGUCGGCAUCCACUGCUGGUAGACUUCCGCGAUAUCGAGGGUUUCGACUUUAUCAUCCAGCCGAAGAUCUUCGAUGCGGGGUUCUGCCGUGGCCGCUGCCCGACCAAGUUUAAUCCGGCGACGCAUCACGCACUGUUGCAGAGUUUGCUGCACGAGCACAUCAAGUACGACGUGCCGAAGCCGUGCUGUGCACCGUCCAGUCUCGACCACAUCGAUGUCCUGCACGCCGAUCCGAAGAACCCGCAGCGGCUCAAGGUAUCGACCUGGCACAAUAUGCGCGUGCUCGAGUGUGCCUGCUCGUGA